Pestalotiopsis fici W106-1 is the source of this 807-nucleotide messenger RNA. RefSeq lists its product as uncharacterized. The record is from RefSeq and is a predicted model, not a curated record. Bases 1 to 807 code for a protein of 268 amino acids. Lineage: Eukaryota; Fungi; Ascomycota; Sordariomycetes; Amphisphaeriales; Sporocadaceae. The transcript is spliced from 2 exons.
AUGACCAAAGCAGAAUCCCUCUCGCUAGAGGGCAAGGUGGCCAUCGUGACGGGCGCGGGCCGCGACUCGGGCAUCGGCGCCGCCAUUGUCACGGCGCUGGCCCGCAACGGCGCCAAGGUGGCCAUCAACUACAUGAGCGACUCGACGGGGCCCCAGGCACAAGCCAUUGCCGACCGCCUCGCGGCCCAGGUUGGCGCCCGCUGCGCCGUGCCGAUUCAGCAAAACGUCGAGACCGAGGAGGGCGCCCAGGCCUUGGUCCAAAAGACCCUCGCCGCGUUUGGCGUCGACCACAUUGACAUUCUCGUCAAUAAUGCUGGCUGUAAUCUGCCUGGAUCCACUGCCGACACGCCACUGGAGAAUAUCCACGCGCAAUUCAACAAGAAUAUGUUUACCGCCAUCUACAUGGUGCGCGCUGCCUUGCCACACAUUCCCCGGGGCGGUCGCAUCAUCAAUAUUAGCACCAUUUGCACAAAGUUCUACAUUGAGGGAUUGAACUUUUACAGCGCAGCCAAGGCGGCUCUAGACUCGUUGACACACUCGUGGGCUGCAGAGUUUGGGCGCAAAUAUGGUAUUACCGUCAACAGCAUUGCACCUGGUCCGGUCGAUACAGAUGAGUCCAGAAAGUUUGCUCGGGACAACCCCAAUGGGCACAGAGCGAUGCAGGCCAUAGUUGAUGUGACGAGGGCAGCAGACAGAAUGGGCCAUGUUGAAGAUGUUGCGGAUGCAGUCUUGUUGUUUGUCCAGGAAAAGAGCCGUUGGAUCACGGGUCAAUUCAUUGAUACAAGUGGUGGAAUCACCGGGCAUUGA